This is a messenger RNA of Thlaspi arvense, 1491 nucleotides long. The record is from the annotation of a GenBank genome assembly. NCBI's taxonomy places the organism in Eukaryota, Viridiplantae, Streptophyta, Magnoliopsida, Brassicales, Brassicaceae.
AUGUUGGAUCGUCAAGCUACAAAGGAUGCUGGAGUUAUUGCUGGUUUGAACGUUAUGCGUAUUAUCAACGAGCCCACCGCAGCAGCUAUUGCCUACGGUCUUGACAAAAAGGCAACCAGCGUUGGAGAGAAGAACGUGCUGAUCUUCGAUCUUGGUGGUGGUACCUUCGAUGUCUCCCUUCUCACCAUUGAGGAAGGUAUCUUCGAAGUUAAGGCGACAGCCGGUGACACCCAUCUUGGAGGUGAAGAUUUCGACAACAGAAUGGUUAACCACUUUGUUCAAGAAUUCAAGAGGAAGAGCAAGAAGGACAUCACUGGUAACCCAAGAGCUCUUAGGAGGUUGAGAACUUCCUGCGAGAGAGCAAAGAGGACCCUUUCCUCCACCGCUCAGACAACCAUCGAGAUUGACUCUCUCUACGAGGGUAUUGACUUCUACUCCACCAUCACACGCGCUAGAUUCGAGGAGCUCAACAUGGACCUCUUCAGGAAGUGUAUGGAGCCAGUCGAGAAGUGUCUCCGUGAUGCUAAGAUGGACAAGAGCACCGUCCACGAUGUCGUCCUUGUUGGUGGUUCCACCCGUAUCCCUAAGGUUCAGCAAUUGCUUCAGGACUUCUUCAACGGAAAGGAGCUCUGCAAGUCCAUCAACCCCGACGAGGCCGUUGCUUACGGUGCUGCCGUCCAGGGCGCUAUCCUCAGCGGUGAAGGAAACGAGAAGGUCCAAGAUCUUCUGUUGCUCGAUGUCACUCCUCUCUCUCUCGGUCUUGAGACAGCCGGUGGUGUCAUGACCACUUUGAUCCCCAGGAACACAACCAUCCCCACCAAGAAGGAGCAGGUCUUCUCCACCUACUCGGACAACCAACCCGGUGUGUUGAUCCAGGUGUACGAAGGUGAGAGGGCCAGGACCAAGGACAACAACCUUCUCGGAAAGUUCGAGCUCUCUGGAAUCCCCCCGGCUCCACGUGGUGUGCCCCAGAUCACUGUCUGCUUCGACAUUGACGCCAAUGGUAUCCUCAACGUCUCUGCUGAGGACAAGACCACCGGACAGAAGAACAAGAUCACCAUCACCAACGACAAGGGUCGCCUUUCCAAGGAUGAAAUCGAGAAGAUGGUCCAGGAGGCUGAGAAGUACAAGUCGGAAGACGAGGAGCACAAGAAGAAGGUUGAGGCCAAGAACGCUCUCGAGAACUACGCCUACAACAUGAGGAACACCAUCCAGGACGAGAAGAUCGGUGAGAAGCUCCCGGCUGCAGACAAGAAGAAGAUCGAAGACUCUAUUGAGCAGGCGAUCCAAUGGCUAGAGGGUAACCAGUUGGCUGAGGCUGACGAGUUCGAAGACAAGAUGAAGGAAUUGGAGAGCAUCUGCAACCCAAUCAUUGCCAAGAUGUACCAAGGUGCUGGUGGUGAAGCCGGAGGCCCUGGAGCUUCCGGAAUGGACGAUGAUGCUCCUCCUUCUUCAGGCGGUGCUGGACCUAAGAUCGAGGAGGUCGACUAA